AUGCUCAGCGAACAGAAGAUACGGGACAAGCUAUCAGUAGCUAUUCCGAAUGUUCAUAAUGUUAUAAUUACUGACACAUCCAACGGGUGCGGACAGUCUUUCGAUGUAAUAGUGGUGAGUGAUACUUUUCAAGGCAAAAACAAGAUUCAGAGAUGUCGACUGGUUAACACUGCCCUAAAGGAAGAGGUAGCUCAAAUUCAUGCAUUUGGAUGCAAAUGCUUUACCCUAGAGGAGUGGUCAAAGCUAGUAGUUUGA
Molecule: messenger RNA, 255 nt
Organism: Lachancea nothofagi CBS 11611
Lineage: Eukaryota; Fungi; Ascomycota; Saccharomycetes; Saccharomycetales; Saccharomycetaceae
Source: the annotation of a GenBank genome assembly